AUGGUGUUCAAAGUUGUGAUCCUCUGCGCUUUUGCUGUCCUUUUCCAGACCAUCUCCGGUCAGAAGUGUUGCUCAUACGGCGGCUCUGGCAGCUCCAUCGGCUCCAAGUCUAUCUCCAUCUCCACCAGCGGCGGCGACUUCCCCGUCAGCAGCGUCGGCCCCAUCUCCCCCUCCGGCAUCGCCGUCUCCUCCGACCUCAGCCUGAACGGAGACUUGAAAGUCAACGGUGAAUUGCCGUUCCUGAGCGCCGUAAAGUUCUCUGGCGAAUACGACACUAAAGGGUCUGGCUGCGUGGACUACAGCUGCGGCACCUGCGGGAACGUGGCCAUCACCAGCGUGAAGGGUGGCUCCGGCUGCGGCUGCAAAUACUAA
This is a messenger RNA of Cydia amplana, 372 nucleotides long. Its product is annotated as chorion class high-cysteine HCB protein 13-like. Gene Ontology annotation, molecular function: structural constituent of egg chorion. Gene Ontology annotation, cellular component: egg chorion. Gene Ontology annotation, biological process: chorion-containing eggshell formation; multicellular organism development. NCBI's taxonomy places the organism in Eukaryota, Metazoa, Arthropoda, Insecta, Lepidoptera, Tortricidae. The coding region runs from base 1 to 372 and encodes 123 amino acids. The record is from RefSeq and is a predicted model, not a curated record. The transcript is spliced from 2 exons.